GAGGCGGCUGGACUACGUGAACCAUGCUAGGAGGCUGGCAGAGGACGACUGGGCAGAGUUGGAGGGCGAAGGCGAGGAGAAGGAGGGGGAAGAUGAGGAGGAAGAGGAGAUGGACGUGGAUGCUGGCAAGAAGUUGCCCAAACGCUACGCCAAUCAGCUGAUGCUGUCAGAAUGGCUGGUCGAUGUCCCGGCGGAUCUGGAGCACGAGUGGGUAUUAGUGGUGUGUCCCGUGGGGAAAAGGGCACUAGUCGUGGCAUCCAGGGGCACAACAUCAGCUUACACCAAGAGCGGCUUCUGUGUCAACAGGUUCCCGUCCCUGCUGCCGGGGGGGAACCGGCACAACUCUAACGAGAAAGUGUACUGCAUCUUGGACUGCAUCUACAAUGAGGUGGAGCAGACGUACUACAUCCUCGAUGUGAUGUGCUGGAGAGGACACCCCGUUUAUGACUGCCAGACUGACUUCAGAUUCUUCUGGCUCUCCUCAAAGAUCCAAGAGGAGGAAGGACUGGGAGAGAAAAGCAAGAUUAAUCCAUUCAAAUUUGUGGGCCUGCAGAACUUCCCCUGCUCCUCGGACAGCCUGUGUAAGGUGCUGGCUAUGGACUUCCCCUUCAAGGUUGAUGGGCUUCUCUUCUAUCACAAGCAAACCCACUAUACCCCCGGCAGCACCCCGCUGGUGGGCUGGCUCCGGCCCUACAUGGUAGCCGAAAUCCUUGGGCUGGCCGUGCCCACCACAGCGCUCACUGCCAAACCAGACUACGCUGGGCGUCAGCUCCAGCAGAUCCUUGAGAGCAAGAGGAGUAAAAAGCUGGCAGCAGGAAAGGGUCAUUCGACCAGCACGGUGUCUGCAAGGAAUGGACAUUAUGAGCUGGAACACUUGUCUACCCCUCAGCCAGCCAACUCUCCGGAGGUCCAGGAUGAAGCAGUGAGCCAGAUGGAGAAUUAGGCUGCUGGGACAGGCCCCAUGGGUAAGGAGGAAGCAAAAGGUUCCACGCUUCUUGCUGUCACUC
Molecule: messenger RNA, 1007 nt
Organism: Merops nubicus (carmine bee-eater)
Lineage: Eukaryota; Metazoa; Chordata; Aves; Coraciiformes; Meropidae
Gene: SNUPN
Product: snurportin 1
Exons: 7
Biological process (GO): snRNA import into nucleus
Cellular component (GO): nucleus; cytoplasm
Source: RefSeq, a predicted model, not a curated record